Molecule: messenger RNA, 4244 nt
Organism: Contarinia nasturtii (swede midge)
Lineage: Eukaryota; Metazoa; Arthropoda; Insecta; Diptera; Cecidomyiidae
Gene: Gfrl
Exons: 18
Coding region: 700-3513 (937 amino acids)
Biological process (GO): nervous system development
Cellular component (GO): external side of plasma membrane; signaling receptor complex
Molecular function (GO): signaling receptor activity
Source: RefSeq, a predicted model, not a curated record
AUGACACAUUUUCGGUGUACAUUUUCAAUGUUUAUUCAUUUUUGGGUGGCUUAAUACAAUUCAGUUUUAUUGUGUGUUUAUUUUUUAAGUUUGAGCACUCGGCGUGAAAAUUCAUCCGAACAAUAUUGUGAAUUAAAACAAAUAUAGCAAAAUAGAGACAAGAUAGAGAAAGAGAAAGAGGAACAGUGAUAGAGAGAGAGAGAGUGUGAGUGGGAUCGAGAGUGUGCGUGAAAGAGAAGAAAAAAAUAUACGCCAAAACAGAAAAUGUAACAAUAAUAUUCGGUCGACUCAGAAGACACGAGGAAAACUGCCAUACAAACAUAAGUAGUGUGCUAAGAAGUAUUUUCCAUCCAUAAAGUUGUUGUGAGUUUGACAUAAACUUUGUGCAAGAAAUAUAAAUAGAUUGACUUAAGAAUGAUUUUAUUUCUGUGAAAUUGCGAGAAACUAUAAGAAAACAAUUCUAUAGAGGCGAGAGAAAAAAUAUAUACAAAUUCUAAAGAAAAACCGAAAAUCACUGUGUAUAAUAAAAAAUAAAAUUUAAACGAACCAAGCAACCAAAAUAAAUUUCGGUGUUUUUUGAAGAAAAAUGCUGCUUGUGAUUAAAACAAAGAAAAAGACAUUCAUAUUAAAAAUGUAAAUAAAAUCGACAAAGGAAGCCGUCACAAUCUUCCCGUUCACAUCAAUCGCAACAUCAUAAUCAUGAAAAUUCGCCUCAACGAAUUGGCAGUGGAUACCCUUAGCUAUUUGUUCAUGGUUCAAUAUAUUUAUUGGGUAAAUGGCAGCGAAUUUCCAGAACGUGAGUGCUGUGACACAAUUUUCUCAUCACCACCAAAUCCGGAACCGGUACAACCGACCCGAUCAACAAUAGCAUUUACAAAUAUUAUACCAUCGACGGCCAUCAAUUUGACUACAGGGACACAGGGGAAACUAUUAAGUUGCAUUUUGGCGCGCCAAUUAUGUUUUGAGGAUCCAUCAUGUUCAGCCAUAUUGGAAAUCAUACCACGUGUAUGUGGUCCGGUUCCAGUGGCAUGCAGUACAGUUACGGUGAUAAAGUGUUUGGCUGCACUAAAAACGUUGCAAGCAUUUCCAUUUUUCCGUCCAACAUGUCUAUGCAAAGAGCCCGGUCUCGAUCCUGAAUGUAACAAUUUCCAAGAUUUUCUAUUCGAUCAUCCGUGCGGUCUUGUGAGGAAAAAAGAAAAAGAUCCAUAUCCAAUCGAUGCAUUGCCCACGUGUAAUCAUGCAUUAGCUGUAUGCCAACAAUCACCGAAAUGCAGUGAACUUUUUGAAAGUUUUAAAACUCAUUGCAAAGUUCGUGAUAAUAAAUGUCGAAUGGAAGACAAAAACUUAUGCUAUGAAGCAUGGUCAAAAUUAAGAUUGUCGCCAAUGUUUGGUUGCAUUUGUCCAAAUAACCACAUAAAACGACGCUGUGAUAGAAUAUUUUCAAUGGUAAAUCAUAAUCCGUGUGUUGCUCAUUCGAUGUCAUUGAAUCAUUUUACCGAACAAAUUUUCGAUGACGCUAUAAUCGACAACAAAAUUACCGCCAUCAGUGCAAAAGAUAUGAAAAAUCAUCAUCAUGAUUUUUUGUAUCCAUAUAAUUUAACGGUAUUUCGAACAAUGCCAACAUUGGACAAUGUUCGCUUUUCACCUGGCACCGUUGCCGAAAAAUUUGAAAACAGUUUGUCCAGUUUUUCGUUGGCCAAAAAUAUUGAUGCGCUGCAAAUCACUUGUGAUUCAGUUGAUCAAAUUUGUAAAAGAAAUGCCAUGUGUUCAGAAGCAUUGAAGCCGGUUAUAGAAUACUGUGACUUCCAUAAGUGCAAUCAAAAUGCAUGCUUGGAUGCGCUCCAAUCAUUUUAUCGACUAUCCAAUGAGGAUUUUACAUUGGAUAUUGCAUUUUGUGUGUGCAAUAAAAUACCGCAUCAUAGUGACUCGUGCCUGAGAGCGCAGGAGAAAUUACAUCCAAGAUGUGCUAAAAGUUCGGAUUUGAUUGAUAUGGCCAUAUUGAAUAGUGGCGGCGGUGGCGGUGAUGGCAAUGCUUAUUCAUCUGUUCAACCAGCAUGUCAUACGGUUGCCGAGGUGUGUCGAGCCGAUGCAAGUUGCAGGUCUCGUCUCGAGCAAUAUGAACAAGCGUGUGCAAUAGAUAGUUCAACAUUAAAAUGUGCUGGCCAUCCGAGUGCAUGCCGAACAGCGAUAUUGGGCAUUCUAGGUACGCCAUUGCGGGUAACAUGUUCGUGCCAUAACACAGAUUUAGUUUACGAAUGCAUGGGAUGGUAUCGCCUUCUCUGGUUAAAUACAUGUGUUGCCGAAGCACAAUUAGACUUCCAUUUGAAACGUUUUAAUGAAGUGAGCGUUUCGAUGGUAUCGAAUCCAGAAAAUAAUGUUGAUAUAGUGAGUAGCAGUACAUCAAAAGCAGUAAUACGAACUACAUCAACAACCCUAGCGACAACAACAAUACUUCAUAAAAAAACAAUGGAUAAUCGGGUAAAAUUUCAAAAAAUAAACGUAAUCCAAUCGACAACACCAAUGCCGUUUGUUGUUUUGGGAAAAGUGCUGGUUAGCACUCAACAGUCCGUUAUUCCGGAAAAGUUUGAUAGUCAAACAAACGAAAAUGUAUUGCCACAAAAGACAAUUGAUUAUAAUAGCAUUGCGGAGGAGUUUAUCGAUCAAAAUGACACCGUCAUCGAUUUGAUCAUGCAAACUCAAUUGAAAACCGAGCCGAUUACAACACCGGAACCAAGGUUUUGUAUCGUUCAAAGGCCACGUCAAUCUGAUCAGUUAAUAUCAGUGAAUAAUGCGCGAAGGAUAUACUCAUUAGAUGACGCCGAAUGCAGUGAACUUUGUUUUUGUACGGAUUCAUUGGUACUAACGUGUCAUGCAUUAUGCGUUCCGAUUGCACCAUGUCGAACAGCGUUGGCAUUUUAUAGCCAUGCAUCACCAGCAUAUCAGGCAUUCCGAGGCCGUUGUCUUUGUUAUUCUGGCAAAUUUAUAUGCAUGAGACCGCCACAUGGUGAAUAUACAUUACCAGGUGGUAUUUUCCUAUUGUUAGGCUAUAGUUCGAUGGAUGAAGAGUUACUGAGAGCAUACACAAACUUGGGAAUUCAAGAUACCAUUAGAGCCUUUCAGCAGUAUAUCUACAAUCAUAUUGAUAAUCAAUCAACAUGCGUAUUAUCAGCAUUGAAUUUAACCGAUGAGAACACAAUUAUCUCUGUUAGAUUACAAAAUUAUUCAAAUGCAACUCCUAUGGAAGCGUUUGAUGCUCUCAAGGAUCAAUGUAUUUCUGUAAUGGAACAAAUCAGCUACGACAUAAAUUCACAAAGUGCUGAGCUGAUGGCGCAUCAGUUAUUAAGUGUAUAUAAAAUGGCCGAGGUGCAGAUCGUGUCUCCCGAAAUAAAUUGUUCACCUGUUACGUUUAGCUUAUCAUUGCUUUCAUUAUUAUCACUCACAUUAUCAAUCACACUACUCCUUAUGCCUUUACUUAGUCAUCAGUUUGUAAGAAUGACCGCAUUAGGAUUAUAAAUUGUUUUUCGCUUGACAACACUAAACAUUCAAACAAAACUGAAAAUGAAAAUUGUUCUCAAAAAAAUAAUAAGUAUUUAUCAAAUACUAAAGACGAAUUAAAGAAAAAAACCCAACAUUUAAUGAACAAAAAAAAAAUGUUAAAUUUUGAAUGGAAAAGAGGAGGCAAAAAUACUAUCUAAAAAAAAUCACAUCAAACGAUUUUACAUUCAUUGAUUAUUUCACCGCGCAUUCAAUUUUAGUCAUACAUCAUUAAACAUAUCAAAUCAAUGAAAUCAUAUUUACCGGAUGAACGAGCAAACAUAAAAAAAAACAAAUGUAAUACAUAGAAGAUAGAAACAGGAAAUAACAUUAAGUUAUAGCAUACAUUCUCGGCAACCGACAUUUAAAUUUACUCAUUUUAAUGAAAUUAACAAAAAAAAAGCAGAAACGCCAAUGUUUCGGAAAAUGCAAACGAUACAUAUCAAUGCGAUGACUUGAAUUUCUUUUAUUGAAAAUAUACAAAAAAAAAAAACACAAUAACAACAAAAUAAGAUGUUUUUUCUUCUUUGCCGAAAUCGAAUUGAAUUUGAUUGUUUCAACUUUCGAACGACGUGAGUUUCAACUUUCGACAAACAUAUUUGAAGGGAAAAUAUUCAAACCAAACGGUGUAGUACACAAUAAAUAGUCAUUGAUAGCUCAAAAUUAUUAUAAAUAAAUCCGGAUUGAUUUCAAAAAAAAAAAAAAAAAAA